This is a messenger RNA of Olea europaea var. sylvestris, 2409 nucleotides long. Its product is annotated as pentatricopeptide repeat-containing protein At2g27610-like. Gene Ontology annotation, molecular function: RNA binding; protein binding. Gene Ontology annotation, biological process: RNA modification. Bases 29 to 1930 code for a protein of 633 amino acids. NCBI's taxonomy places the organism in Eukaryota, Viridiplantae, Streptophyta, Magnoliopsida, Lamiales, Oleaceae. The record is from RefSeq and is a predicted model, not a curated record. The transcript has a single exon.
UUAGAAUCAGCUUUCCACGUUCAUACAGAUGUUCCUUUCUCAACUCAAGAAGUUUCACACAGCUGCAACUUCACCUCAAACAACUCUGCUUUACAGUCGAUCCGUGAAUGCUACUUCAAUAUUAUCUUUAAAUCAAAAUGCCGCUACCCAAUUCAACCCAGCAGAUUACAGUUACACUUAUGCAGAUGAAAAAGAAACUAAGAACUAUGCUAGCGAGCUGAGCAACUGCGUCAAGACAUCAAACGUAGGCAGGGCUAGAGCAAUCCACGCAAGACUCUUCAAAACUUCAUGGUUUGUGUUAGAUUCUUUGUAUCUUCACAACCAUUUAAUAAAUGCGUAUGUGAAAUGCGGUGACAUUACGGAUGGUCUCCAAUUGUUCAACAAAAUGCCCCAGAAGAAUGUUGUAUCUUGGACGGCCCUCAUUGCGGGCUUUGUGCAGAAGGGUUUUCCAAUUGAAGCAUUUUCUCUAUUUUCCCAAAUGCAUAGAAGUGGAAUUAGGCCUAAUGAGUUCAGUUUUGUGAGUGCACUCCACACAUGCUCAUUUUCGGAAAAUUUAACCUUAUUACACGCCUAUCAAGUUUAUGCGAUGAUUAUAAGGCUUGGAUUUGAGAAUAAUGUAUUCUUAAUGAAUGCAUUUUUGACUGCUUUAAUAAGUCAUUGUAUGCUAGAAGAAGCUAUGGAGGUGUUUGAAGGAUGUUUUCAGAGAGAUAUUGUAUCUUGGAAUGCUAUAUUCAGUGGCUGCUUGAAGUUUUCUUGUGAAGAUAUCCCAGGGUUUUGGUGUAGGAUGAUUACUGAAGGAGUGGUACCAGAUGAGUUUACUUACUCUACUGUGAUUACAGGGAUGGCUGAGCUUUCAAAUCUUGAAAUCGGAUUGCAAGUUCAUGCACGACUUGUAAAGUCUGGUCAUGGAAGUGAUAUGUGUGUGGGGAAUUCAUUGGUGGAUAUGUACUUGAAAAGUCAGAGGAUGUGUGAUGGUUUGAAAGCCUUUGAGGAGAUUACUGUGAAGGAUGUGUGCUCCUGGAGUCAGAUGGCAGCUGGAUGUUUGAAUUGUGGGGAGCCCCUUGAGGGGCUUAGGGUGAUUGAGAAAAUGAGAAAGGAUGGUGUGAAGCCUAAUAAGUUUACUCUUGCGACGGGGCUUAAUGCAUGUGCCAAUUUGGCUUCUUUGGAGGAAGGGCAGAAAAUUCACACCUUGAGAAUUAAACUUGGGGAUGAUGCUGAUGUAUGCGUGGAUAAUGCAUUGCUUGACAUGUACGCAAAAUGUGGAUACAUGCAUGGUGCAUCAAAGGUUUUCAAAUCAAUGAAUGAUUGCUCUGUUGUUUCUUGGACGACAAUGAUAAUGGGGUAUGCACAGAAUGGCCAUGCGAAAGAAGCUCUUGAGAUCUUCGAAGAAAUGAGGCAAGGAGAAGUGAAUCCUAAUUAUAUUACUCUCAUAUGUGUGUUAUAUGCAUGUAGCCAAGGAGGUUUUAUUGACAAAGGUUUGGAGUAUUUCUCUUCUAUGAGCCAAGAAUAUGGCAUUGCUCCUGGAGAAGAUCAUUAUGCUUGUAUGGUGAAUCUCCUAGGACGGGCAGGCCGUAUCAAAGAAGCUGAGGAAUUAAUCCUAGAAAUGCCAUGCGAACCAGGCGUUGUUAUUUGGCAAACCUUGCUUGGUGCUUGUCGACUUCAUGGGGAUAUGGAUACAGCAAAACGUGCUGCAGAGCAUGCAUUAGCACUUGACAAAAAUGAUCCUUCAACUUAUGUGUUGUUGUCCAAUACAUUUGCCGGUUUUGGAGAUUGGAACAGUUCAGAUAUUUUGGGACAAGUAAGAAAGAUGAGGGAUGUGAAGAAGAAACCUGGGUCGAGCUGGCUUGAAUUGAACAGCUCAUCCACUACCUAUUGCCUGGGGUCGCUGACAUUGGAGGGUCGUGCAUACAGUCAACAAACCUUUCUUUGACGUAUCAGUUUGUUGGAAAUUUUGUGGGUUUGUCUUCAGUAUCGUGGAGUAAAGCUUCAUGCACGAGUAUGAAGAUUCAAAGUAAAGGAUUUCUAGAGUCAAGCAUGGGAUAAUUAUUAUUCAUGAUGUACAUCUUGUUGUCAUUAACUCAAUUGCUAGUCUCUUUGGAAAUGAGUUGCAGCAGGUCGUGACACCUCACCUGGGUCAUGGAGGGUCGAUCUCUACAUGACGUCUCAAUUAAGGAGAUGGCAUCACUUUUGCUACCUCGAUUUGGUGGCCUCAGUUAGGCCAAGCAGAUCAGUGACAUGGAGUGCAAGCCUGAGAUGGCUGCCACGUGGUUGGUGAUCAGAGUCUCAUCGGCGUAACGUGUAAUUUUUACUAUGUUUCUUGAUUUUUAUUUUUGGGACCCGUAAAAAAAUGUUACUACCAAUUUGUUAUACUGAUUCUGAAAUGACCAAACGAUGAUUGUCAUUUUGAUA